Messenger RNA from Chenopodium quinoa (quinoa), 1799 nucleotides. RefSeq names its product F-box/kelch-repeat protein SKIP30-like. Gene Ontology annotation, molecular function: protein binding. The record is from RefSeq and is a predicted model, not a curated record. The transcript is spliced from 2 exons. Lineage: Eukaryota; Viridiplantae; Streptophyta; Magnoliopsida; Caryophyllales; Amaranthaceae. The coding region runs from base 447 to 1484 and encodes 345 amino acids.
UAAAUAGGAGUACUUUUUCUAUCUCUUUUUUGUGUCAUAGGACUAGUAAAACUCCCACAUAAAGUCGACUAAUGAUACCGCAAAAGUUAUUAUUUCGUGCACAUGCAUCAUGCUUGGACGUGUGGUAAUAAAAUGAACCAUAUCGAAUACUCCUAUCAAAAAUCGAUUAAUAAGACAAGUAUUGCAAUUAUUUAGAAUCGAAGGAGAUACGGAGUACAAAAUUUAUACGGAUUAAUCUCAUAAACGGAUGAACGUAGAUCUGUCCUCCUCCCGCUCUCUAUUUCUCUCAGUUUCCUAUUGAAGCGAACUUCACGUUCUCAAUUUAGGCGAUUUCUCAUAUUUCUAUCCUCCAUUGAAGCACCUUUCGAGGUUGUAUGAAAGUUCUACUCAGGGUUUCAACCAACAUCAAUUGUCUUCACACGUAACGGAUGUGAUUCUAUUUUAUCAUGUCUGUGCUGAUUGAAGGUCUUCCAGAUGCUGUUGCCCUCAGGUGCCUUGCUCAUGUUCCUUUUAACCUUCACCCCAAGUUAGAACUUGUAAGUCGUACUUGGAGAGAUGCUCUUCGCAGCUGUGAGCUUUAUAAGGCCAGGGAAGAGGUAGGUUCAUCAGAGGAGUUUCUGUGUGUAUGUGCUUUUGAUCCAGAUAAUCUAUGGCAGCUUUAUGAUCCCCUUCACGACAUUUGGAUCACACUCCCUGUUUUCCCAUCAAAAAUUAGGCAUCUUGCUCACUUUGGGGCUGUCUCCACUGGUGGGAAGCUAUUUGUGCUUGGUGGUGGGAGUGAAGCUGUUGACCCAUCAACUGGUGAUCAGGAUGGGAGCUUCGCAACCAAUGAAGUAUGGUCUUAUGAUCCUGUCAUGAGGAAGUGGGCCCAGUGUGCUCCCAUGCUGGUGCCUCGUGCAAUGUUUGCGUGCUGUGUCUUGGAUGGAAAGAUCAUUGUUGCUGGCGGUUUCACUAUCUGCCGAAAAUCAAUUGCUCAGGCUGAAGUUUAUGAUCCUGAAAAGGAUACAUGGGUCUCGAUUCCUGAUCUUCCUUACACUCAUAACUCAGCAUGCUCUGGAAUGGUCAUUGGGGGCAAAAUGCAUGUUGUGCACAAGGGGCUCUCAAUGGUGCAGGUCCUUGAGAGGCCUUCUGACGGUUGGAUGGUUGAAGACUAUGGUUGGCUUCAGGGUCCAAUGGCUGUAGUUAAUGGAGUUCUUUACGUCAUGAGCCAUGGCCUUAUUUGUAAGCAGGAAAGCGAUAAAAGAAAAGUCAUCGUUUCAGCAUCAGAGGUAAGAAAGAGAAUUGGGUCUGCAAUGAUUGGAUUAGAUGGAGACAUAUAUGUAGUUGGAGGUGUGAUCGGUCCUGAUCGAUGCAACCGAGACAUCAAGCCGACCUCUGAUGUUGACGUCCUGACUGUAGGGAGUGAAAGACCAAACUGGCGCCGAGUUGCUCCUAUGUCCAGGUGCCGUGGAACUAUACUUGGAUGUACACAAUUGAGAAUUUAAAGAUCUUUUCAAGGAUGUGUUCUUUUGUAAGAAUGGUGCCCCUGUUUUGAAGUUUGGCACCAUGAGCGCGCAGGGGAACAUUUGUUAUUCUCUAAUGUCUAUUCCCCUUGAAUUGUGUUGUAAGUUGUAACUGGUUUCUUAUCGCUUGAUCAUGAAAUGCUUGAAGUUUAUACAGGCAACAGAUCAAUGUGGAAUGUAAACUUGUAAAGUUUCUUGAAGAAUUGGCCAAUUCUUAGAGCAAUUUAACAAUUACAAUAUGUUUAACCCCUUUGGGUGCUGAAGAUGUUGGAAUGAAGAUUGAGCAUUACUUUCUAA